AUGGAACCACAAUCCCAGAAACUAAUGGAACUACAAACCCAGCAACCAACCGAGGAUGGAGGAAGCAACCAAGCAGCCGGAAGUAGUGCCAACAUGCCUUUCAGGCAGAGUAGUAUCCGGUGGACUCCCACUCCAGAUCAGAUAAGAAUCCUCAAGGAGCUUUACUAUGACAAGGGGGCUCGAGAGAAGCAGAAGAAGAGGUUAAAUCAGGGUGUUCAGGUGCCCAAGGUAACUAGUUCUUCUGGUGUUGGUGGAUCCAUCGAUCUCAAUUUUGGGUCCACUAGUUCUACUAAUGCUGGUGGAUCCAUUGAUCUAAAUUUUGGGUCCGCUAGUUCUACUGGUGCUGGUGGAUCCAUUGAUCUAAAUUUUGGGUCAUGGGUCGACUGCAGUGUUGACCCAUAUUCCUCCUCACCCUUCAACACUAAUACUACUACUACUUCAUUUGGCACAAAAGAAGAACAAACUUUCAUGGAACAACGAGGAGAAGACCACCAGGAGAUUGAAACUCUUCCUCUGUUCCCCAUGCACGGUGAGGACAUCCUUGGUAACCUGAAGACUACUUCCGAGGGAGGUAGCGGCUAUGGCUACUAUUCCUGUGGCUCAGGCGGCUACAACGGUGGCUCUCACAUUUCCCUUGAGCUCAGCCUCAACCCCUCCGGAGCUGCUGACUUGGCUUAG
Messenger RNA from Rosa chinensis, 678 nucleotides. RefSeq names its product protein WUSCHEL. The transcript is spliced from 2 exons. Gene Ontology annotation, molecular function: DNA-binding transcription factor activity. Bases 1 to 678 code for a protein of 225 amino acids. The record is from RefSeq and is a predicted model, not a curated record. NCBI's taxonomy places the organism in Eukaryota, Viridiplantae, Streptophyta, Magnoliopsida, Rosales, Rosaceae. Gene Ontology annotation, biological process: plant organ development.